ACAUUUACUGGUCCUUUCUUCCCUCAUCUUCCUCCUUAGUCUUGUUAAGACUCUCACUAUCAAUCACUACAUAAACAACACACACACUCACUCUGUUUCUUCUCCCCAAAUCCAAACCUGGCAACGCACACGUAACCUUUUCAUGCUCUUCAAUUCAUUCAAAACCCCCUCAUUCACUUCACAAUCCUUCUUUGCUUCAAUCUCAACACUCUCUCUAAGCCUUCAAUUCCCUUUCAAUCACCACAAUGUCAAACUCCAGUGGCUUUGCCUUGACAAAGAAUUCCGGUUCCAACCGCUUCUAUGUCCCUCCUGUUAUCAGGAGAAACAGGAAGCAGCAGCAGCAGCAGCAGCAGCAGAGACCAUUGGAGACCGACUCGGUCGAACCGGUCCCUAUCGAACCGGCAUUACCAGAAGCUGCUAAUUCCAGUAACAUGGAUCGCCUUUUGGCCUCUCUCACACCUUUAGUCCCUGCAAAAUUCUCAAAGGAGCUUGUAGUGGAGGGACUGAGGAGUAUUGAAUGUAAUGGUAGUGCUUACUUUUUGCUUGAGGAUCUCUGGGAAUCUUUCAGAGAGUGGAGUGCUUAUGGAGUAGAAGUUCCGCUGGUUGUAGAUGGAGACGACACCAUUAAGCAAUAUUAUGUUCCGUACCUGUCUGCAAUUCAGUUGUAUGCGUUGAGGAGACUUGAUGAGGACAGUGGGACUGAGUCUUCAAAGGAGAUAAGUAGUGCUGGCAGCAGCGAUAAUGAAGCAGACAAACGAGCCAGAGGUGGUAACUUGAUGAACAUUAAUUCUCAGAGACUUAGCAGACUGACUUUGAGAGAGGGAACUUCACUGGGUUCUUCUAGUGAUGAAACUGAGUUCUACAACUCACCUGAGCAGCUUGUCUAUGAGUAUUUUGAAGGAGAACAGCCACAUUUUCGUCCUCCUUUUCAUGAUAAGGUUUCUGUCCUUGCUUCUGAGUUUCCUUGUCUAAUGAAGUAUAGGAGCUGGGAUAUAUCGCCUUCUAGCUGGUUUUCUGUGGCAUGGUAUCCAAUUUACAGAAUCCCUGUCGGAUCAACACUCAAGAGUUUGGAUGCUUCUUUCCUAACCUUCCAUUCUUUGUCAGCCCACUCUAGAAGGAAAAAUCAAGCACUGUCUCAUGCUUCUAGUGGCACAAAGGUGCACGGUGUUGAUGGAUCCUCAAAAAUAUCUCUGCCUGCUUUUGCCCUGGCUUCUUACAAGUUGAGAGGCUCAAUUUUGACUCCUAAUGGAGCCUCUGAAUGGGAGCAGGUGAACUCUUUGUUGCAGGCUGCUGCUGAUUGGCUGAAGAAUUUGCAGGUCAAUCAUCCUGACUUCCAGUACUUUGUUACCCGCAGUCCCCAAUGGUGAUGAUGGAAAUAUGAUUCAAAAUAUUCUGCCAUAUCCUGAGAGAGGUUCCUGCCAUACCCAUAGCCCUCAUACUAACCAACUUAAUUAGUAAGUGCUUUUAAUUACUUUAGGUCUGUCUAUAGGAGUUGCCUUAUACUGAGGUCAUCACCUCAAUUGAAUUUGGCUGGGAUUUACAGACAUUUGUUUAUGAUUAGACUAUAUUAAAGUCUACAAAGUCAAUGAAAGGCUGAUAGUCAAUAGGAAUCUAUAUGUCAUACAAGUAAGGCAGUAUAGGAAAUUGAAAUUACAAGGCCCUGCUUUUUUCCUUGUUUGGGGCAGCUCAAACUUU
Messenger RNA from Abrus precatorius (Indian licorice), 1695 nucleotides. RefSeq lists its product as uncharacterized. The transcript is spliced from 6 exons. The record is from RefSeq and is a predicted model, not a curated record. Bases 246 to 1367 code for a protein of 373 amino acids. Lineage: Eukaryota; Viridiplantae; Streptophyta; Magnoliopsida; Fabales; Fabaceae.